Messenger RNA from Dufourea novaeangliae, 996 nucleotides. It is a transcript of the gene Pgls, whose product is annotated as 6-phosphogluconolactonase. Lineage: Eukaryota; Metazoa; Arthropoda; Insecta; Hymenoptera; Halictidae. The transcript is spliced from 4 exons. The record is from RefSeq and is a predicted model, not a curated record. Gene Ontology annotation, molecular function: 6-phosphogluconolactonase activity. Gene Ontology annotation, biological process: carbohydrate metabolic process; pentose-phosphate shunt. The coding region runs from base 14 to 730 and encodes 238 amino acids.
UCGGUGACAAACAAUGGAGAAAAUCUUAAUCGAGCCGAGGGAUGGACUUGUGGUGUCGUGUUUGUCUAACCUUCUUCAAACCAGUGCCGAAGAGGCACUCGCGGCUGGCGAUACGUUCAAAGUCGGAUUAUCAGGAGGGUCAUUGGUACAACUGUUGGCGCAGAGUUUACCUAGCAUCACAACUGACUGGAGUAAAUGGUACUUCUUUUUCUGCGAUGAACGAGUUGUUCCUUUUGACAGUAACGACUCGACUUAUGGAGAAUAUAAAACAAAAUUGAUUGGGAAAGUGCCGGUAACAGAGGACCAGUUUAUAAAAAUCAAUCCUGACCUGUCUGCCGAAGAAGCUGCAAAAGAUUACAUCAAGAAGAUGUCUGUAUUCUUUCCUCCGGAUCGUGUACCAUGCUUCGAUGUGCUUCUUUUAGGAUUGGGUCCAGAUGGACAUACAUGUUCACUUUUUCCUGGUCAUAAGAUUUUGAAUGAAGCAACUUUAUGGGUCUGCCCUAUUAACGAUUCUCCUAAGCCACCGCCGUCUCGUAUUACUCUAACACUUCCGGUGAUAAAUAACGCAAAGAAGUGUAUAUUCGCUAUCGUUGGAUCAGGCAAAGCCGAAGUUAUUAAGAAAAUCUUGCAAGAUAGAGAAAAUUUACCAGCCGCUCGUGUACAACCACACAACGGAGAAUUGUAUUGGAUCCUAGAUGAAGAUGCUGCUAAAUUCUUAGACACGGUCUAAGGAGAUUUGAUACGAUUAUUGACAACAUUCCAUACUGUAUCGUGUUCCGAUGCGCAGCAGACUCCUUGGACUUAUUAUUUUGUAUACAUAUGUGCAUUUUACUUAAAACGAUAUCUAAUGGACAAGUGCAGGUUAUGAGAACAUUUCUAGCGAGUUAUUUUUGCUCAAAGGUGAUAUUUGUUUGUUAUGACGUUGGAUAUUGUUCGAAACAUGUUAGGUUGUUCUAUUGUGCAUUUUAAUAUAAUUUUCUGAUACUUUCUUUUUCA